This is a messenger RNA of Dufourea novaeangliae, 710 nucleotides long. RefSeq names its product mannosyl-oligosaccharide 1,2-alpha-mannosidase IB-like. The record is from RefSeq and is a predicted model, not a curated record. The transcript has 3 exons. The coding region runs from base 69 to 710 and encodes 213 amino acids. Lineage: Eukaryota; Metazoa; Arthropoda; Insecta; Hymenoptera; Halictidae.
UCGGGUUUUCGUCUGUUAUAAAAACGUGAGGUGUGACAGUGCGUGCGUGGCGUGACGGUAUCGCGAAAAUGACAACGUCGUCGAGCGUUCUGCCGUCGUAUCAGCGGUUCGUGAACGGUGUACCGGUGUCCCUGUUCUCGAGACGGUCGUUCCGUCCGCGUGAGAAGUAUCUGAUUCUGUUGGUGUUUUUGUCGUUCGGUGUCGUGUGUUUCGGUACGUUCUUCUUUCUGCCGGAUUUCCGUUCGGGGACCGGCGGCGCGGCGGUGAACAGCGUGUACCGCGUGUACCAGCACAUGCAGAAAGCGGGACCGGAGCUGCUCAUACCGGCGCCACCUCGUAUGCAAGUGGGCCUGAAGGGCCCCGUGGCCCAUCCGAACGCGGUGCCAGUCGGCCACGAGGGAGCCGAUCAUCAGGAUGUCCAUCUGCUCGAGGACAAGCAAAAGCUGCAGGCGAAGAUCGAUGAGGAGUACCAGCAGCAGAAGACGCUGGAAAAACCGGAAGUGAAUGGUGGUGAUACGCGAGUGCGUGUUAGUAGUUCGUCGUCUUUGGCCGUUCACCGAAAGGACGAUGUUCUGGAGACAGUGCCACCCGCUCCAGCGGAUAAACUUCCUUUGACCGUCGGUGGAGAGGAUAAGGACCCCAUCGCCAGGGAGCGGAGGGACAGGGUGAAAGAGCGUUCCCCGCAGUCGUGCAACACAGCGCGCAGCUAA